This is a messenger RNA of Dermatophagoides farinae (American house dust mite), 2479 nucleotides long. The record is from RefSeq and is a predicted model, not a curated record. Lineage: Eukaryota; Metazoa; Arthropoda; Arachnida; Sarcoptiformes; Pyroglyphidae.
GCCAUCUAUAGAAUCGAUAGUCGAUAUUGAUACCGUGUCAAUCAACUCAACAAACACACACAAAUGGGAAUUUACUUAUUGUUGAUCGAUCUGGAUCUGAAUAAAAAAUCCAUUCACAUUCAUUCAUUCAUUCAUUGAUUAUCAUCCAUUUUUUUUUAUUUACGAUACGAUUCAUCAUCAUUAUGCCAUCGACGAAUAUAUCACUUUAUCUGGAAAGUAUACGUUCAUCAAAAGCUCCAUAUUAUUGUCCAUUUCAGAAUUGUGGUAAAAGUUUUCGAAAAAUUGAUGCCAUCAAAAUGCAUCUGAAUAAUAUUGAUCAUGCAGAAAUUUCACCAACAUUCUCAUCGACCGGUCGACGAAUAAUGCCAACAACAGCAGCAGCGAUGAAUACGAAUGAAAAACGAUCUACGACGACAAGAGAUUUGAAAAAUAAUGACCAUGAGAAAAGGAUUCGAAUGAUUCAAUUUAAAUAUAAAUGUCAAUUGGUAACAAUACCAGCUGAAACUAAUAUGAAAAUGAGAUUUAUAUCGAUGCCUAAAGUUGAUAAUGCUGAUACUAAUAAUUCGGCAGCAGUUGAUGAGAAAAAGCCCAAGAAUCGUAAAUCGAAAAAUAAAUCAAUAAGCAAAGCUUCGGCAACAGCAACAACUACGACGACGAUAACAAAUCUAAAACUACCUGAACCAUCAUAUCGAUUGUUGAAUUCAGCUGAUAAUGAUUAUAAAGAGCCAUCUGAUUCAUUGGCUGCUUAUUAUCGAUUUCUAGAUGAUUCUAUCGAAGAAGAAGACCAAAUGAAAGUCGAAUAUGAUAUGGAUGAAGAGGACGCAGUUUGGUUAGAAAUGAUCAAUAAAAAACGACGUGAAGAUCGUCUACUCGAUGUAAAUGUUGAAACAUUUGAAUUGAUAAUGGAUCGAUUUGAGAAGGAAUCAUUUUUUCAAAGUCAAAAUUGUGGUGCCGAUAUUAGUUCAGCCAUAGAUGAGGAUGCCGUCUGUUCAAUAUGUUUUGAUGGUGAAUGUCAUAAUUCGAAUGCUAUACUAUUUUGUGAUAUGUGUAACAUUGCUGUCCAUCAAGAAUGUUAUGGUGUACCAUAUAUACCGGAAGGUUUAUGGCUAUGUCGACGUUGUCUUCGGUCACCAUCGACAGCUGUUGAUUGUGUUCUAUGCCCGAAUAAAGGUGGUGCAUUCAAACAUACCGAUGAUAAUCGUUGGGCACAUGUUAUAUGUGCACUUUGGAUUCCUGAAGUUGGAUUCGCUAAUAACGUAUUUCUUGAGCCAGUUGACAGUAUUAAUGCUAUACCAGCGGCACGUUGGAAAUUAUUUUGUUCAAUUUGUCAUCAAAGAAAUGUUGGUGCCUGUAUUCAAUGUUAUAAAAGUAAUUGUUAUGUUGCUUUUCAUGUUACCUGUGCGGUACAAGCCGGUCUUUAUAUGAAAAUCAUUCCGGUCAAUGAAAUAACACGUCAAGGAAAUGCUGUUGUCACGAUCAAAAAAUUUGCCUAUUGCCUUAAUCAUGCACCAGUUACAAAGAAUGGCUGUUCCAAUGGUCUUUAUCUAAGCGGUGAUGAAGAUAGCCGUAGUGAACCAAUCAAUAACAAAAAUAAUAAAAAAAGUAAAUCAAAAAAUUCUCGUAAAAUAAUUAAUGAUAAACGAACGUCCACAUCUAUAAUAUCGAUUCCAACCAUACCGAAUGAACGUUUAUCGAAAAUAUCUGAAUUGGUUUCAUUUCCACGAAGAAAUGAAUUUAUGCAACGAUUAUAUGCAUAUUGGAAAUUGAAACGACAAUCACGUAAUGGAAUGUCAUUAUUACGACGAUUACAAUAUACAAAUUCUACAAUGAGAAUCGAUAUGAAUAAAGAAAAAUCAUCAAAACGUGAUUAUAUAAAAAUGAAAAAUCAAUAUAAAAAAUUAUUACAACUAAGACGUGAUUUAGAACGUUCACGUUUAUUAUUGGAAUUGGUAAGAAAACGUGAACGAAUCAAAUGGAAAAUUAUACGUGAAACACGAUCAUUUUAUACUUAUAAAUUGAUUCCAUAUAAAAUGUUUCUAAUUCAUCUGUUGGAUAAAGUUGUCGAAAAAGAUAUGAAUCAAUUCUUCAUUGAACCGGUCAAUGUGGAAGAAGUUCCUGAUUAUCGUGAUUUUAUUAAAAAUCCAAUGGAUUUGGGUACAAUGCGUAAAAAAGUCGAUGAAAAUCAAUAUAUAUCGUUUGAUCAAUUUGAAAAUGAUUUAAAUUUAAUUAUCGAUAAUUGUACAUUCUAUAAUGAAAAAGAUACUAUAUGGCAUAAAGCAGCUUUAAAAUUGAAGAUACAUAUCGAUAAUAUUAUCGAAGAGAAUCGUAAAUAUUUAUCCAACUAUGAUACGAAUACUGGAUUACAUUCAUCGUCUGAUAAUCAAGAGAUUUUGUUCGCUGGUGAUGCUGAAUCAUGAUGAAUGUCUUUUCUUUUUUCUUCUCGUCAAAACAUUGGUCAUCUCAUCAUCGGAUACAUCGG